CCCUUAUGACUUCCCGUAGCAGCUGUACGUGUACAGAUCAUUCCAUUCUCAAAACUUAAAACUCAAAAGCACUUAUUCCAGUUUUAGUUUAUAAAUAGUUUAAAUUAUAAAUGUGCGUUCUUUCUUGACGAACAUGUGUUUACUAACGUUUUGAGACUCAAUUCUUAAAACCAUCGAUAGCGUUUUGUUUGGUAACUGAUGGCAUUACUAUAUGUUGUGGUGAGUAGUGUCAUUCUCACUACUGUAGUAUUAAUAACAGUGUUUAUUUUACGAUUAUUUGGGAUUUUGAGACAUGGAUCUGAAUAUAAACCAGGACAGAAGGGUUCUGUGUCGGUGCUGGUGGUGGCUGGAUCAGGAGGACACACAACAGAAAUCAUCCGUCUGUUGGGGAGUUUAUCUCAGUCUUAUACCCCUCGACACUAUGUGAUCGCAGACACCGAUAAAAUGAGUGAAGAGAAGAUCCGAACAUUUGAAGCAGAGCGGGAGAAAAGUGAUUCAACCUCUCAGUUCACUCUCCACCGGAUUCCUCGCAGUCGGGAGGUGCUUCAGUCAUGGAGUUCCACUGUUCUGAGUUCCCUGAGCGCUCUGAUGUCGUCCGUACCGCUGGUCUUUAGGCUUCAGCCGGAUAUGGUGCUGUGUAACGGUCCAGGGACGUGCGUCCCACUGUGUACGGCUGGGCUGCUCCUGGGCGUCCUAGGCCUAAAAAGGGUCUUGAUCGUCUACGUGGAGAGCAUCUGUCGUGUGGAGACACUGUCUCUAUCUGGGAAGAUCCUCUACUACCUUUCUGACUACUUCUUUGUGCAGUGGGCACCAUUGAAAGACAAAUACCCAAAGGCCGUCUACUUAGGGAGAUUGGUGUGAGGAGAACAUAUAGAGAAAUCCAUUCUCUAGACUUUUUCACGCCUGAUAUAUCACCUGUGAAUUCAUCUGAAAAUUACAUGUGUACUGUCCUUUACAGUGACACUGAUGCGAAUCAUUCCUAUGCAGUUACUGACGUGCUGAAUAAUACACAACUAUGACAACUA
Messenger RNA from Ctenopharyngodon idella (grass carp), 1025 nucleotides. RefSeq names its product ALG14 UDP-N-acetylglucosaminyltransferase subunit (gene alg14). Gene Ontology annotation, biological process: dolichol-linked oligosaccharide biosynthetic process. The record is from RefSeq and is a predicted model, not a curated record. The transcript is spliced from 4 exons. Gene Ontology annotation, cellular component: UDP-N-acetylglucosamine transferase complex. NCBI's taxonomy places the organism in Eukaryota, Metazoa, Chordata, Actinopteri, Cypriniformes, Xenocyprididae. Bases 199 to 861 code for a protein of 220 amino acids.